Messenger RNA from Arachis ipaensis, 1236 nucleotides. Its product is annotated as protein OCTOPUS-like. Lineage: Eukaryota; Viridiplantae; Streptophyta; Magnoliopsida; Fabales; Fabaceae. The record is from RefSeq and is a predicted model, not a curated record.
AUGAAGGAGUUCAUAGAUCUCGAAUUGCGGAGAAGGAAGAACGCUGGGAGAGAUUUGAUCGACAUUGCGGGGAGUUUCUGCAAGAGAUUGAGAAAAUGGAGGCGGAAACGUAAAUCGAAGGAGAACACUGCCACCGCCGCCGACGAUGACGGCGGAGGACGCGGUGGCGGUAAUGGACCCUGCGGUUUGGAUAGUGAUGUGAUGAGAGGGUAUAGGGAGACUCAAUCGGAGGUUGGAGAGUACGGAUUUUUGCGGAGAAGGUCGUGUGACACUGAUCCGAGAUUGUCUGUUGAUGUUGAUGCAGGAAGAAUGUCGUUGGACGAUUCGAGGUUGUCGUUUGAGGCGGCUCGAGCUUCUUGGGAUGGCUAUUUGAUUGGGAGAACAUCGUGUGCAAGGUUCUCUCCAAUGGUUCAUGUUAAUGAGAGGGUUUUGGAGGAGAAUGAGGAGGAACAAGAGGUGGUGAGUUUGGAAAGUGGUGGAGAGAAUUGUCCUGGUGGUUCUUCUCAGACCAAAGAUUACUAUUCCGAUGCGAUGAAUCAGCAGCGGAGGAGGAGGAGUUUUGACAGGUCAAGCUCUAGGAGGAAGCAAUCAAUGGCAGAUGUUGAUGAAUUGAGAGUGUUGUCCAAUGCCAAGGUUUCCCCUGCAACCAAUGAGUUGUUCUAUGGGGCAAAGGUGCUGAUAACUGAUCAGAACGAUUCACAGAAUGAGAACUUGAAUGGUCAUGUUCAGUCUGCUUUUGCAAUGAUGUCUGGUUCUAAGAAUGUCCAUGAUGUUGCAAAUGGGGUUAAUAAUCAAAAAGGGUUGAAUAAGUUCCAUAAGUGGGUCAAGAAGUUGAACAAGUUGGGGUUGGUGCAGAGGAAAAGGGAAGCUAAGGCGGUAGAAGAAGAGCGUGGAUCAGGAGACACGGUUGUUAAUAAGCCGGUCACCGAGUCUUGGCAGAAGCUGAGGAGGGUGGUUAAUGGAAACACGAGCGAGUCUGUUAGCCAGAAGCUUAUUCGAAGUUACAGUGUUAGCUGUAGAAAUCCCUGUAGAACAGAUGGUUUAGUCAAUGGAUUUGUCGGUACUCCAGAGACCAAUGGCAGUAUUUUGAAUGGAAGAAAAGAGUUUACACUUCAAAGGAACCGAAGCGUUAGUUAUUCACCGGGUAAUGUUGACACCGGCUUGUUAAGGUUCUAUUUUACUCCUUUGAAGAACUAUAAGCGAAGCAUUUCAGGAAAGAGUAGCUCAAAGGAUUAG